This is a messenger RNA of Dioscorea cayenensis subsp. rotundata (Guinea yam), 1809 nucleotides long. Its product is annotated as pentatricopeptide repeat-containing protein At5g40400. Lineage: Eukaryota; Viridiplantae; Streptophyta; Magnoliopsida; Dioscoreales; Dioscoreaceae. Bases 1 to 1809 code for a protein of 602 amino acids. The record is from RefSeq and is a predicted model, not a curated record. Gene Ontology annotation, molecular function: protein binding. The transcript has a single exon.
AUGUUUGCCAGACUCCCGCUAAAACCCAGAACCACCUCCUCCUCCUCCGCUUCUCGCCGGAGAACCUCCUCCACCUCCUCCCUUCCGAGCAUCCCAAGCUCUUCUCCUCCCCCUCAAACACUAAUACCUCGCCUUCGCAACGCUGCCAUUGAUCUCAUCUCCUCCAGGGUCAAGCAAGCUGCUCAUCAUCCCAUCCCCUUCCUCUCCGACCAUGAAGAAGCCGCUCUACUUCCCUACCUCCGACCCGACGACAUCUCCUCCAUCCUCCUCCGCUCCCAAUCCCUCCCUCUCCCCUCCUUCCGCUUCUUCCGAUGGGCUACUUCCCGUCCUCUUCUCCACCCUCUCUCCCCUCUUCCCCACUCCAUUCUUGCCCACAUCCUCACCUCCUCUCGUCUCUUCUCCCUCGCCCUUUUCACCCUCUCCGACCUCGUCCGCGCUCACCCCAACCACGACGCUUUCGCCUCCCUCGUCUCCUCCUCAUCAAUCUGCAAUUCAAAUCCUGCGGUUUUCGGCAUGCUAAUCAAGGUCUACGUUAGGUCAGGGAUGCUCCACGCCGCUCUUGACGCAUGCCAGAGAGCUCUCUCCAUCGGAAUCGUGGUCGACGCCAAUGCCUUCAACUCCACCCUCCACGCUCUCGUGAAAAGUCAACACCUUGAUCAAUGCUGGCAGGUUUAUGAGCAAAUGCGGCGUGCUGGAGUAUUGCCCAACACGUACACCUUCAACAUCAUGACCCACGCGCUGUGUCGAGGCCACGGUACGAGCAGAGCCUGGGAUUUCUUGGAGGAGAUGGAGUCCCAUGGAUUCGACCCCGAUGUGAUCACAUAUAACACUCUGAUCGAUGGGUAUUGCAAGGCAGGGCGAACAGAUGAUGCAUUGCAUCUGUUUGAUGUUAUGCGCAAGAGACGAGUAGAGCCUGACUUGGUUUCUUGCACUAUUUUGAUCAAGGGAUUGUGUAGAGAUGGGAGGACCAAGAAAGCACGGCAACUGUUUGAUGGAAUGCUUCAAAGAGGUUUAGCACCGGAUUGUGUUGCCUUUAAUUCUCUUAUUGCUGGGCAUUGUAUGCAUGGUGAGAUCAAGGAGUCCAGGAAGUUGUUGCAGGAGAUGGUUCAACACGGUGUAUCACCGGAUGGAUUCACUUGCAGUGUGCUUGUUGAUGCGCAUGUGAAGUGCGGCAAGGUGCUAUCUUGCUUGAAUUUGAUUGUGCAGCUGCGCGGGUUAGACGUUGUUGUUCCGUUCGAUGUGUAUAAGCAGCUUGUUGGAGUUUUGUGCAAGGAAGAGAGGCCGAAUGCGGCGAGGCAACUGUUGAAAUGGAUGUCGGAGGAUGGGCAUUGUCCGGAUUUGGAGAUAUAUAAUUUAGUAAUUCAAGCCUUUUGCAAAGCUGAUUUGAUUAGAGAUGCAUUGGAUAUGAAGAAUGAGAUGGCUGAAAGAUCUGUGAAGCCUGAUUUGGAUACUUAUCAGGCUAUUAUUUGCUGCCUGUGUAGAUUGAACAGAAGCGUGGAUGGGGAGCAGUUGAUGAUGGACAUGGUAAACUCUAAUGUUGUUCCUGGUUCUGCUGUUUGUGCUGCAUUGGUUGAUGGAUUUUGCAGGGAAAGGGAUUUCAGCAAAGCCGAAUCGAUCAUCGGUUACUUUGUGCUCAAGUUUAAGAUAUUGGAUCAAUGGAGUUUCAAUACACUCUUGAGUGCAUGCAGUAAUGUGAUAGACAUGUUUGAGCUGCAGAAGAGGAUGUUGAAACUGGGGUUUGUUCCUGACAAGGAAACAUGCAAGCAUUUCAUUGUUAAAAUGUCACAAAAUUUAGAUGAAGAUGGUUAG